Dicentrarchus labrax (European seabass) is the source of this 2940-nucleotide messenger RNA. It is a transcript of the gene mob2a, whose product is annotated as MOB kinase activator 2a. The transcript is spliced from 5 exons. The coding region runs from base 645 to 1361 and encodes 238 amino acids. Gene Ontology annotation, biological process: signal transduction; positive regulation of protein phosphorylation. Gene Ontology annotation, molecular function: protein kinase activator activity. Lineage: Eukaryota; Metazoa; Chordata; Actinopteri; Moronidae. Gene Ontology annotation, cellular component: nucleus; cytoplasm. The record is from RefSeq and is a predicted model, not a curated record.
AGACUUCGCACAGACACAGCAGCGGCUCCAGUGGAGGUUCAGGCUGUCAGCUAAACACGGCAGCCAUACAAGGCUUCAUGACAGAGGUUACCGGGGAUUGACCAGCGGCGACCCAGCAGACGAGCCUCACUCGGCGGCGGCGGCGGCGGCGGCACUUGCACACCGGCGACUCCAGGCGAGGCGAGGCGAGGCGAGGCGAGAGCCACACAGCGGUGCCCUGCUCUCCUCCUGCUCUCCUCCUGCUCUCCUCCUGCUCUCCUUCGUGCUCAAAGUCACUCAACGCUGCGCUCCCCGUCACCAGCUAACACACCGAUCUGACUCGUGUUACUGCCACUUCAUGAUCCGAGCUAGCUGAGGAGCAAAACAAGGACAAUCGCUCCAAGUUUAAAGCGGCGGUGUGUGUGUGUGUGUCUGACCGGCUGUAGCAUCCAGCAGCUGGGGGAGAGCGACAGCGAGGCGACGGGACCCGAGGAGAGAGCGACGGGACUCGGGGGGGGAGCCAGGGAGCCAGGCAACCAGGGCAGCGAGGGGUGGUGGCUGGAUAAACUCGAGGGGGUCGCCUCCAGCUCCUUGGUGGAUUUUUUUUUUUUUUUAUUAUCCCCUGCCUGCUAACGUUAGCUAAAAGCUAGCUCCAGAACAGCGCCAUGGAUUGGUUGAUGGGGAAGUCGAAGACGAAGCCAAAUGGAAAGAAGCCUCCGACAGAGGAGAAGAAGCAGUACUUGGAGCUAGAGUACACAAAAAUCCGCGUGGUGGACUUUGACCUCAAGGAGCUGGUGGUGCUUCCCAGAGAGAUAGACCUCAACGAAUGGCUAGCCAGCAACACAACAACAUUCUUCAAUCUUAUCAACCUGCAGUACAGCACCAUCUCAGAGUUCUGCACUGGGGACACCUGUCAAGCCAUGACGGCUUGCAACACAAUAUACUACUGGUAUGACGAGAGGGGGAAGAAGACGAAGUGCACUGCUCCACAAUAUGUCGACUUUGUAAUGAGUCUCUGUCAGAAACUGGUCACAGAUGAGGAAAUCUUUCCUACCAAAUACGGCAAAGAGUUCCCCAACUCCUUUGAGUCAUUGGUAAAGAAGAUCUGCCGGUACCUGUUUCACGUGCUGGCUCACCUCUACUGGGCGCACUUUAAAGAGACGGUGGCUCUGGAUCUGCAGGGCCACUUGAACACUCUGUAUGCACAUUUCAUCGUUUUCGUAAGGGAAUUCAACCUGGUCGACCCCAAGGAGACCUGUAUCAUGGACGACCUGUCCGAAAUCCUCUGCACCCCAGUCCCGCCGCCCGCACCCGCCCCGGCCCCCUCCACCCCAGCCUCAGCGCCCUCCCCCUCUUCACAAAACCAUGUGACGGAGAGAUGAGCGGCGGCGUCGGUGAGACAGCAGCCCCGGGGGUGAUAGAAGAUAAGAUAGAGGAGAGAAGGAAAGACAGCCUGGCCCCCUUCCUCGGUGCCAGCAGGACUUAAGAGACCUUCCACUACCCUUAUAUUUCGCUACGACACCAACCAACCAGCCGGAAGGAAGGGGGGGAGGGUUUUCGGGGGGGGUUUGGGGUGGCGGGGAGGGGUUUGUCACGCCAGCAGGAAUUGGCGUGAGCGUUCCUCCCAGGGGCAAAUCCCUCCCAUCUUCUCUGCAAUUUAAACUAGGAACAAAAAGUAUGUGUAUGUUUUUAUUUUUUGGUUUUAUUUCACUUUUAUUUUAUUUUAUUUUUUGUUGAAGUUUUAUUCAGUUUUAUUUUUUGUUGUGGCGGGGGGGUGCAGUGUGUCCUUCGGCCCCUCACCUCCCUCCAUCCUCUACCUAACAUACAGUACAGGAAGGGGGCUCUGCUUUGCUUCAACCUACUAUUGUACAGUGUUGUUAAUGUGUGGAGAAGAGGCGUCUCUGCUCACCUGCAGGCUCGUCCUUCCCUCCCCCUGCUGCGGCGGGAGGCGGCCUGCAGGCGCACGGCCACUACGCUGGCCAGUAGAGAGCCACGUUACUGCCUGACGGGGCGAUACUAGCCAAUCACUGUUUGGGUUUAUGUGGGGGGAUGAUUAAAGCGCUUCCUACUCAGGACUAGAGAGAAUACAUCACUGCUGCCAGAGAGAAGUUAACUCUCUUCCCCCCCCCCAUUCUCUGUCCCUUUCACCAGACUGCUCAGUCCCUCGUAUGACAGAUGUUGAUCGUGUUUAACUACAGUAUAGUCACAUAAUCACCCAGUGUACCCCUAACAAACAUGUCCCCGAGCUCACCUAUAGAGGGCAGCAAAUCUGUAAAGAACGCCACAGAAACAGGGAGGCAGAGAUAAAAAUAUGAAGAUUGUGUGUUAGAUAUUUAAUCUGAUCAGAGAUACUUUAAGGAAGACUAAUGCCUGGAUGAGGCUGAGUCUUGUUUGCUGGUGUAAGCAGCCCCUUAAACCACCAGUGCCACCACCACCACCCACUCCAGCAGCACAGAAGGACAAAGACAUGAGGUAAUGUCUGCAGGCCCAGAGAGGCAGAAAUGGAGACAGAAAGAAGGGGUGGGGAGCAGAUGGUGUGGAGCUGCUCUGCUGUUUAACAGUCACCAGUACUCCCAGUGCAAAACUAAAAAUAAGUUAUUUUUUGUUUUUACCUGUCCCUUUAAAAUUUGCUUUUUAAAAAGAUUAUCAGAGGAAAAUUAGUUCAGAAAUAAUAACAGUAAUUGUAUCGUUACACAUGUAUAGAAAAUGCACAGUCUGCUUGGACUUUACUGUACAAAGAAUCGCAAGCGGGUUCUGUCAGACAUAGCCUCUGUUUGGAGGAGGAUUGGGUUUAUAAUUCUCCUUUUUUAUUUAUUUUAAUUCUUUUUUUUUUUUUUCUGUUUUUGCAGGGUUCUUCAGUUCUGGCUCUCGUUUUUAUGUAUUUUAAUUAUUAACUAAGUUAAAAGCAAUUUAAUAUUUUAAGCUCUGCGGAUUAUAAUCUAAUAAAAGAGAGAAAUGCCA